AUGGCUCCCACCGCUGCCAACCCAAAAGAUUGUCCCGAGUAUGAUCCCAAGAACAUGAUCUUCCGCCGUCUGGGUGGCUCGGGGUUGCGCGUCUCGCUGUUUUCGCUCGGCGGAUGGCUGACGUACGGCGGCACGGUCAACAGCGACGAAACCAAGCAGAUCAUGAAACUCGCUUUCGAGAACGGCAUCAACACGUUUGACACGGCCGAGGUGUACUCGGCAGGUCAGUGCGAGGUCGACAUGGGCAAGGCGAUCCGCGAUCUGAAUCUGCGUCGAAGUGACUUGGUUCUGAUUACCAAGGUUUUCUUUGGAACGGGUGGUAAGGAUCCAAAUGCUCGCGGGCUGAGCAGGAAGCACAUCAUCGAAGCUGCUACUGCAUCGCUUGAGCGUUCUGGUCUGUCGUACUGGGAUGUGAUCAUGGCGCACCGCCCGGAUCCCACGGUUCCCAUGGACGAGAUCGUGCGCGGAUUCAAUCGUCUGAUCGAGAGCGACAAGUGCUUCUACUGGGGCACCUCGGAGUGGUCUGCGCAGCAGAUUGAGGAGGCGCACUCGGUCGCUAACCGUCUCAACCUCAUCCCACCCAUCGCCGACCAAUGCCAGUACAACAUGUUCCACCGCGAACGCCCCGAGAAGGAGUACGAUCCGCUGUACAAAUCGCACAGCUACGGCACCACGAUCUGGUCUCCACUGGCCUCGGGUCUGCUAACAGGUAAAUACAACAACGGCAUACCUGCGGGGUCUCGCUUUGAUACCAACAAGAGCUUCUUCGAUAACACGGUCAAAGAGCUUCAAACCGCUGAGGGUCAAGCCAAGAUUGAGAAAGUGAAAAAGUUGACCGAGAUUGCCGACAGUUUGGGCACCAAGGUGACCAAUCUAGCUCUCGCUUGGUGCGCUAAAAACCCUAACGUCUCGACCGUCAUUCUGGGAGCUUCCAAGCCGGAACAGAUCAUCGAGAACCUCAAGUCGCUGGAUCUGAUCGAAAAGCUGACACCCGAUAUCAUGUCGCAGAUCGAUGAGGUGUUGGGCAACAAGCCCGCCCUGCCUCCGCUGUACGGAAGGUAA
Messenger RNA from Mycosarcoma maydis (corn smut), 1062 nucleotides. Its product is annotated as putative potassium channel subunit beta. NCBI's taxonomy places the organism in Eukaryota, Fungi, Basidiomycota, Ustilaginomycetes, Ustilaginales. Bases 1 to 1062 code for a protein of 353 amino acids. The transcript has 2 exons. The record is from RefSeq and is a predicted model, not a curated record.